AUGGAUGCUUUGUCUCUUAAGGCAAUUUCUCCAUCAAAAUUGAAUAGAAAGUCCGAUAUGAGUGACCGUUAUGAAAAUAAAAGUACUGAAUUUAAGCUUCACACCAACAUCAAUGAAGAAGAAGAAGAGAGCAGUAUACGUUCAGAUGUUGUAAGCAAGAUGAAGAAUGAAAAAUUCCAUUUGGAAUUGGAAUUAGAGCAAAAGACACAUGAAAUCGCCAAACUAAGGGCCAUGCUUUUGCCAAAACAGACACCCCCGGCGAUUGACCUUAGGUUCACAACUCCUAGAAGAGAUCCCAUGUAUUACAAACCGGAAAAAGAAGUAAAUCCUGAAUUCGGAGACUUCAUAUCACAUUUCUCGUCUUCCUCCUAUGAUGGUAUUCGUAAUGAUAUUAACGAAACCUCCACCGUUGCCAGCACCACGAGUUCACGAAAGGAAAAAAACCAUAUGUUGUUCACUAGAAGCAUUUUGCCAUUUAUUAGAGACUCCAUUAGCAUUUACCAAAGUUCACACGUUCUAAACGGCGAAAUGGUUCCAAUAAAGGAAGAAUUCGACAACUUCUAUGACAAAAGUUUGAGUAAGGAAGAGAGGUGUGAGGUACUUUCCAAGGUAUUGGUUGGGAUUCUAAGGGUUCAACGUUUGAACGUAGCUGCGCUAAAUAGAGAGUUAGAGAUGAAAGCUGUUGACAGGAAAAUGGAUUACUUGGCUGCUUGUUUCUCAGAUCCCACAGAUUACGAUAUGCCCAAAAGUAAGAUGAUGAAGAGAAUCCGCAAUGAAAUGUUAAGUGUCAUAAUUUCUCUCUAUGGAGAAUUGCCUUCAAUGACAAACACAAAACCACAUUAUCAUGUAGAUACAACACAGAAGUCUUAUAAAACCAAGCAGAUAUUAAGAGAACAAGAACCAAAUAUUGGCCAAUUUGAACCAGAAAUUUUACCUAUUGGUUACACUACCUCUACCUCAAAGCCUUCAAGGUCUAAGAAGAAAAGAGUUAGGAACAUCAAGCUAACACCAUUCAAGACAACAUCACAGGAGAAUAUUGAUCCUGAUGAUGAUAUUGAACUAGAUCUCUCAGAUCCGCUUCAUAUGCUUCUAGCAGAAAGGCUUUCAGGUACAGACAUGGACAACACUAGUUCUCUGACAAACACCAUGUAA
This is a messenger RNA of Kluyveromyces marxianus DMKU3-1042, 1152 nucleotides long. RefSeq names its product hemocyanin. The record is from RefSeq and is a predicted model, not a curated record. The coding region runs from base 1 to 1152 and encodes 383 amino acids. The transcript has a single exon. NCBI's taxonomy places the organism in Eukaryota, Fungi, Ascomycota, Saccharomycetes, Saccharomycetales, Saccharomycetaceae.